GUCGAUUUGCUCAGUCGUGUCGUUUUCUUCAUUUUUUUUUUUUUUCUGAAACGACGCAAGGUGUUAUAAUUAAUUGAACAAAUACUGUGUCAUAAUGUGAUCUUACGUCAAUUUUGAUGACUAUAUUGACACCGGUGCAAAAGUUUAUGUAUUCGGUAGUGUGUAUGAACAGAACUGUUCAUUAAUUAACUUAUUUGUGAAAUAAUUUUACUGAGACUCAAUGAAACUGUUAACAAACGCGAAUGGGUGUUCUGGUGUUCAAUUAAUAAUUGAUAAAUAUUGAAUUAAUAUAUUGGAUUGGUAAUUAUUGAUAUGUGUUCUGGGAACUAAAAACGUCAGCAGGUGAUUCAUGAUGACAGAUAAUCUAGAUUCAUUAGAAUUGUAAAAUUAUAGUUCAAUCGAACGGAAUGACUAUACGUCUUCAAGAAGUGGUGAGAUCGGAAGUGGAAGGUGGUUUAGCAGGACCAGCCAAUCCGAUACCAAGCCAAUCGAUCGAUUGUGGUUGUGCACAAUUACGAUGUCCGAAAUUAGCAAAAUAUGCAACUCGACGGCUCUUCGUUGGAUUGUUAUCAUGGGUCGGUUUGAUUCAAGCAGCCGCGUAUGCUUACUUAUACGUGGUAGGGCAUACAAUCGCAAGAAGAUUCCAAUUUGACCCUUAUGUAAUGGAAUGGGUGCUCUUAAUAUCAGAUUUGAUACCCUUUUUUCUUGGAUUAUUGAUUGCCUAUUGGGGUAAUAGAAUCCAUAGAGCUAGUUGGAUCGGUGCUAUAGUUCUUCUGCAAAGCGUUUCAUAUUUUAGUUUAAUAAUUCCUCACUUAACACAUCAAACGAGGAUUAUUGAAGAUACCGAAAACGUCACACAUAUGGCGCUAUAUUCAGAUGAUCAUCGAGAAUUAUGUUCAGAAGUUACAGCUAGUAUCAUCGCUGAAGGAGACUCACCAUGUUAUUUCACCUUUGGUGUACUCAUUGCUGUGCAGAUUAUAACUGGAGUGUCUAAUAUUGCAUAUUUCGCAUUAGGUCUAUCUUACAUAGACGAUAAUACAAAAACGAAACACGUGGCUGCCUUCAUCGGUGUCGUGAUCGGUGUGAAAAUUAUUGGUAUUUUGUUGGGCUACAUCCUGGCAUGGGGUUGUCUUAGAAUUGAUGCAGUGACCUUGACCCCAGUAGAGUCCUACAGGGAACAAAUUGGUGCAUGGUGGCUAGGACUACCAAUCCUUACACUGUUACUUAUAAUUCCUGGCUUACUACUUUCGUGGUUCCCACGUAUGCUGCCAUCCCAGGUCGUCGAACGAGCUGCAGCAUCCUUAUUGAACAGUUCAGAUAGAUACAUUUCAGCACCUCGAAGAUUAAUUAGUCAAAAAAUAGGCAGCCCUAAUUUUUGUCCUUCAGUGGGUAGAUUGUUCGUUAAUAAAACAUUAAUAUGCCACGUUCUGGCUUGUACUCUGUACCUUAUGGCUAUCGUGAAUUUUAUGGCCUAUGAGAAUCUUAUCGCCGAAUCAAGGUUCCAUGUACCAAAACCAACUGGAACGUUACUGGGUUUCGAUGAUCCAAUGCCAUCCAGAGUAGUGUCAAAUAUGUUAAAGCCAAUCCUAAUCGGCUUAAUCAUCAUCACCUCAGGUUUGGUAAUAGCGAAAGCGAAACCCAACGCCAGAAGUAUCAUAGGAUACAAUAUCAUUAUUAUAUUUUUAUCUGCCGGAAUUAUAUUCGCACUAUCAGCCACUUCUUGCAUGAAGAAGCCUAUCGUUGGUACUGAUAGUAAAGGCUCGUUGCAACUGCUGAGAUAUUGCAACAAAGAUUGCCGUUGUUCGGCUGACGCUGAUUUCCGUCCUGUGUGCGACAGCAAAGGGAUGUACACAUUCUAUAGCCCUUGCCAUGCCGGAUGCACCUCCUCUGAUUACAAAAACGGGAUAACAAUGUAUGAUGGUUGUAAAUGCGUGCAAGCAAUGCCUGGUUCGAAUAGUAUGGAAGCCAUUGAUGGACCUUGUGGUUUGAAUGGUUGCCAAGUUAGUUGGUUAAGCUUUGAGUUUGGCACUUUACUAGUGUACAUACUGAUUGCUUCAACAUUUGUGGGUGACUUUUUGAUACUCUUAAGAUCAACCCACACACAAGACAAAGCGAUCAGCGUGGGCUUCUGGCUGAUGUGGUCAGCAUUAAUUGUGAACGUUCCUGGAAAAAUUCUAUACGAAGUAAUUGCCAAUUUGACGUGUCAGUAUUGGGGCACUCGAAGGACCACGUGCCGUCUUCAUGACAGUUCCAAACUCGGCGAUUUCCUGUGUUAUGUCACCGGCUCUCUGUUGGUCCUAAGUGUUUUGUUGAAAAUGCUGCUAUGGGUCUUUUCUGAAGAUCUCAAACUCUACGUUCAAAAGGAGGAAGCAACUACAGGGGCUGAGAUGCAGGAAUUAAUUCAAAAUACUACUGCUGCGACUAGACAACAAACAGAACAGCCUAACACUGAAAAUAAUAACGAAACCACAGUUCAGGUGGAACCAAGGAGAGAAUCAACACCCCCAAUAACCAACAUUUCUCAAGAAGAUUCGGAACGUCAAGAAGCUGAAAAGGCACCUUUGAAAUACGGUCCUCUUGGUCCUGGCGAUCGUCGAACCGAUUCAAAAUCCUCUCUCAAUCAAAUAUCGCAGACUCCUAGAUCAACAAUGCGAUACCUAGACUCCGAGGACGAUUUGAGUUCCAGUGACGAUGACAGAAAAGACCCUAGUCCCAAGGUAGCAUACAAACCACUGGACCUCGAUUCCGACGUGGAAAGUGAUUUGGUAAACGUACCACCGAGAUCACGAAAACGUAUCUCUAGCAAAGAGUACGACAGCUCUUCACCUUCGAAACGCGAAUUUCCAAACCCGGAUAACUAUGAUGAUCCAAGGUUAACCAGACAAAUGAGAUACAAUAAUGCAGAUGGUUCUUCAGAAACCAGCAGCUUCGAGUACUCUAAACAGAGACAUGAAAAUGAGAUACAAACGAAGGGAGACUUCAAUGAAGUUGGUAUACCCAUAGUGGAUUCCAUUCCUUCGGGAGCUCCUAAGUCUGAUUCACGUUUUAUGAAAGAUGUGAAAUCGUUAAUUAAUAAAUAUGAAUUGAAUGCAGAGCAGCAAGCUAGUGGAGAUCAAGCGUCGGUUAAAUCUGGAGGAAGUGUUAGAUCAGAGGGUAAAAUUGUUUCUGGAAUACCAUUGGUAGCCAUGGCAUCGAAGAAACCUUCUUCAAGGAACCCGUCUUCUUCAGGGUUCAAUAGUAUUGAUAAUAAUAGGUCAGAGUCGCGCGAAAGCAACAGUCCAAAAACGUCCAGCAAAGGCAGUGUAGGUACCCUCCAUACAGACUUUUAAUGUUCAUUACACUGUUUUGAGGGAAAUCAUCGUAUCGAAGUAAGUUUAUAGAAAUAUCUUAUUUAUUUUUGUGAAGACAUCUCGUUGUUGAAUAUUGCAUUUAUAAUAACAGUUUGUUGUACAGGAAAGUUUAUUAGGAACAUAGCUAGAUUAGAGAUAUUUCCGAACGAUGGGAGAUAAGAGUUAAGAACAGUUUCAUGAUAUCAGCAGUUAUGUUAGCCUUAUGUUUGAUGUAGAUAGAAAAGUUAUUGGAGAUUGUGCAAGAAUUCUCAUCGAAUCUUUUGAUUGUGCUAAAAAUACACUUCUUUGUUUUUUGUAUUGUAAUUAUGAGAAUUUUUUAUUCGAAAUUGUAAUUUAGAACAUUCCUGGGGGUUAUUAAUUCAUUAAAUUAAUUCUUGCAAAAAAUAAUGAAAUUAUUUUGAACUCGUAUGAAAUUGCCAGAUAUCUCCAAAUUUUCCUGAUAUAUUCUGUAAAUACGAAAAGAAUUAGAAUCCUGUACGAAAAGUGCAUGAUAAAAAAAUUUUUAAUUGUUAUUGUAAUGUGUAAAUCAUAAGAAAUAUGUUACUGAUAUUUAUUUCAUAUUUUGUUAAGAUCAUUUACCAGUAAGUAGAAAAAAUUUAUUACAUGUUUCGAAAAACUUAAAAAGUCUCAUAACUACAGAUUCUCCAUUCCAAAACAAAUCGAAAAGUCCUGUACCAUUUUACGAUCAAAGGCCCUGUUUCUGAGAUAUAAGCGAUUAAAGAUUGAAUGUUUGCGAAUGCGCGGGUACCGUUUAAAUUGCGUCGUUACACGUGACUUCCUGUGCGCGCCCAAUUCAAACUUAGAAACAAAGCCCCGAAUCGAAGACACUUUGGAGACACUUUGUGUUCCUGUACAAGAAAUAGAACAGAAAAUUUGUUACAAGUUGUGAUUAUAAAUUUUUGCAGAAUCCGUAUGCUUAAAGCAAUAAAGCUUAUUAUUACGUAACAUAGAUCUUGUAGAAAAAGAACUGUAUUUUAUACGUAUUUUAAUUACAUAUUCAUGACUGUAUUAAAGUAACACUGCCAUCACAUAUAUUGCAAAAUAAUUUUAUCAAAUAAAAAUAAACUAAUGUUUAAGAACUUUAUGUAAUAUCCUUUCUAUUAAAUGCAUUUUUGUUUCGUUAAAUUUCACCUGUUAUUUUACCAAAUUAUGACUUAACGAAAUAUGAAACUAUUCAUUUUUAUUAAUGACGUAUUACUGACAAAACAUGAACAUGACAUUCAUACAAUGUCCUACAUUGCAAUUCAAAAAAUGAGGUUUUCUAUGAUUUAAAAUGAGUGUCAUUUUAAUUAUAAUUAUGACAAAAAGAGUUAUAUUUAAUCUCUUGUUUAAAUAAAGAGCUACGUUUUACUUAAUUACUAUAAAAAUGUUUAGAAGUUGAAUAAUUUGAAAUUCAUUUUCGUGUGGAUAAAGUUGUUUUAUUGAAAGAUAUAUGUUAUUAAAAUUACAAAAUGAUAGACCUGUUUAAAUUUUCAAUUAUUUAUUGCUUGCUUUUGUUCUCGCUGUUACCACCAUUAUAAGCCUUAUUUCUGUUCCAUCUACCAACUUUACGCAUCAAUAUUUUAUUUAAGUGAAUGGAUCAAUUAUUUCCUUCCCUUACAAUCAUUUAAAAACAUGUUAUGCGUAAUUAAUAUAAUCCUAAAAUAAUUGUGAUCAAAUUUGGGUAACACCUUUUAUUUUAUUGAAUAAACUUAAUACCUAUUCGAGGUUGCGAAUUAAAACCAACAUGAUGUAUGGCACCCUACCGUUAAAUUCAACGUAGUAACACUUCCGUUCACCGAUAUAUACAUAGUACAUUGUACAGAAUUCAAAGAUCUCCAAUUAUUACAAAUUGUAUAACAAAACCUUUUUAGGUGUCUUCCUUUGAUUUUAAUAAAACUGAAGUAUAUUAAGUGAACUUAAAAAAUAAACUACAUGUGUUUUUAUAUAAUUUAAAAGGGUAAAAGCCACCUGUAAAAUUGGGCAUAUAACAGGAUAAUUUAAUAUUUAGUUUAUACUGUAAGGAACCACUUCUAGAAAACUUUUUUAAAGUCUCUAUGUCCAAAGGGUGAAGCACCCCUAAAAUACUCCUACCCCCUAUUUACUUUUCCACAUAUUUUCGUGUGUCUACAAAUGUUUUUCUGGAAUAUAACAUAUCUCAAUUUUAUUGAAAUUAAAGGGAGAUACCGCGGGGAGUUCCCUCGUUAGUUUACACGUGCCAAAAAUUAUUUCAGGCUCCUCAUAAAUGAUGAGAAUAUAUCUCGUUGACAAUGAUCAUGAGGCGAGAAGAGUAAAAAAAAGAAAGAAAUUAAAUUCGUUUUCUGUCUCAAAUGCUGUGCCUCACGAAUGAACUAGUUAAUGGUAAGUUCUAUCCGAGGUACUACGAGUUCGUUUUUUUUAAAUAUCUAAGAAGAUGCUUAAGGUACUUGUAAAGUCUUUAUUCGUCGGCUCUCUCGUUUUCCAUCUUUCCCGUCUGGUUUUUUUGUUUUGUUUCUUUUGCUCUUCGACCAACGACUUUGCAGUUCGAACCUUUAUUCCACCUUUUUUACUUGAAACGAAGCGAUCUGACUCGAUCGUUAAGGACUCACUUUCAAAGUGUCUCCCCGGGUUCCUCGGCUAUGUCUUUCAGCUCGAUCUCCUCGUCGAAGAUC
This is a messenger RNA of Osmia bicornis bicornis, 5980 nucleotides long. RefSeq names its product solute carrier organic anion transporter family member 74D (gene Oatp33Eb). Gene Ontology annotation, biological process: sodium-independent organic anion transport; transmembrane transport. Gene Ontology annotation, molecular function: protein binding. Bases 408 to 3329 code for a protein of 973 amino acids. Gene Ontology annotation, cellular component: membrane. The record is from RefSeq and is a predicted model, not a curated record. The transcript has 10 exons. Lineage: Eukaryota; Metazoa; Arthropoda; Insecta; Hymenoptera; Megachilidae.